UGAGCGCCCCGCCGCGGCUGUCCCGCGGUGGUGCGCCCCUUCCCCCACGUGCAAGCUGGGCCCCGCCGCCCAGCGUCCCCAGAGGCUGUUUUCCUCCUGGAAGGAAGGGACGGACCCGCUCCCUUGGCCGAGAGCUGGAGGCUCUAACCUCUUCCCCUAUCGCUUCCUCGUCGGCCCUUUGGACCGGGCCACGCCGCGCCUGCGCUGGGAGCGAAGUUGGAGGGAGCGGCCGUGGGUGUACUGGUGAAGGGAGCUCGGCUACCAACGAACUGGUCUUGCUCUUUGGAGUUUCCAAAUGCUCUAGGUUCAGACUUGAACGCGACAGAGUUCCUUCACUGUUUGGGUCGCGGGAGGCGGUUAUCCCCACCUCGUUUGAGGCGCAGGAUUUGCGCGCCCCAUUUCGUCCGCGCCGGCCUCUUGGCUUUCGCAGCUCGGACGCCGAACGGUCCCAGCCAGCGGUCCUGGCCGGACUGAGAGGCAGUCAGAAGUCACACACUCUGAUAGUCUAGCCCACCCCUCUGUGCCGGGAGGUUGUCUGCUGAACGCUCGCACCUCCGUCCACAUCCAUCCUCUCCACCAGCUUCUCUUUCUAGGAAUCACUUUCUGAGACCUGUUGCCGAGCUCCCACUCAGGCAUUCCAGAUCUUUGGCACAGCUUCUUUUUAACUCUUCUUAACGCCCACUGGAGCUUCUGCUGGGCCUGGAGUAAGGGUUUUUCAAAUUUAUAAUACGAGAUAGGAAACUCUCCGUGCUCUGAAAGCCGAGCGAAGGAGAAAUUACUUGGGAAGGCUAAUAAAGGCUCUGGGGAGGCAGGGUAGGGGGAAGGACACGGUUAAUGUGUGUUGGACCUUUAAAGGCAAGAAGACUGAGAACAGUGGCGUUUGAAGGGUGAGGUUGGGCUCUCCAGCAAAGCUGACUUUUAUCUUGACUUCGUAAACAAUGUCAGAAUGGGACCUGAGACCUGCAAAGGAAGGAGGAUUGGAUUACUGACUGCAGUCAUAAACAAAGGACCUGUGAUUUUUUUCAUCCACUGGGCAGCGACUGCCAGGCGCCAUUCAAUGGACACUUGGGACUUGUGUACUACCUACUUAGUAUUUUACCGGACAGGUUUGUGAAAUAGCUAAUAAUGGGGCAGAUGCAGAUGUUAGCUCGAAAUCAUGCCUAAAACGAUAAUAUAGCAGUUCGCCUUGUUUCAAAAGGUCCUAAGUUUACAUUUGACAGGGAUAAUAGAAAUAUAUGGCAUUCUGGAAAAACUGUCCAAAAAAUAAAAUGCCCAUUUCAGUCUGGAGGCACUACUGGACCAGAGAUGUGGUAUGGUGUGUUCCUGUGGGCACUGGUGUCCUCUCUCUUCUUUCAUGUCCCCGCUGGAUUACUGGCCCUCUUCACCCUCAGACAUCACAAAUAUGGUAGGUUCAUGUCUGUAAGCAUCCUGUUGAUGGGCAUCGUGGGACCAAUUACUGCUGGAAUCUUGACAAGUGCAGCAAUUGCUGGAGUGUACCGAGCAGCAGGAAAGGAAAUGAUACCAUUUGAAGCUCUCACCUUGGGCACUGGACAGACGUUUUGUGUAGUGGUGGUCUCCUUUUUACGAGUUUUAGCCACCCUAUAGCAUACACUCUUUUUCUAUGAUAUCGAACCUAAGUUUUAUAGACUCCUCAAAAAGAAUGCAAUAUGGAAUGUAGUAUUUUCUUAGUUCUUCAAAUGGAAGCAACUUGGAUAAAAAAAGUAUGUGAAGAACAUCUCAGCCCUUUCUUCAGUUUGAAGCUCCAGGAAUUGAAGAUCUUUUGGACUCCUAUUGUUCUCAACCAAAACAAAUCAAGUUCUGUUUUCUUUUUGAUAGUUAAUUUUAGCAGUUUUAUAGGUGCACUUUACCCAAAGCCAGGUCAGCAAAGCUUCUGGGUUAGCAGCCUUCACGCUGAAAUUUGCAAUAUUCUAUGAGAAAAUGCAAUGUUGCAUAUUUCAGAGAAACUAUGGAAAAUAUUGAUUGAUUUCUGAGCACAGUAUACUGCACUAAAAUCUUAUUUGAUGUAACCUUGAUUAAUAUUUGGCAGACUCUUCUUUUGCUACAUCUUCAUGACAGUAAGUGCCAAGUAGGUUUGGGUUGAGGAGAGCUUUGAGAACAAAUUUGGUGAAAUAGAACAGGAAAAAAAUAUAACACAAGUAGUGGCUUUGAUUUCACUGUUUAAAAAAUGGAGAUAACUACUGAAUGAUGUGACAUUUUAUGGAUAACUGUCUUGACCUCUGAUUAUUUAAUACAUUUCAAGAGAUGUGAAUUUGUUGUUUUAUACAUUUUAUCAAAAUAAGCUAGCUAAUCGAGACUUUUUUCCCCCAGAAUUCCACCUUUUCCUAUCACUUUUACUCUAUUAAUUUUAUUUAGUUUAAUUGGAAACAUAUCCUAUUCAAUAGCUCAGGUUGAAAAUUUUAAGCCAGAUGGGUUAGGAUACUCUUUUGACAUUGAGGCACACAAAAAACAUACUUUAAACACUCCUAAUGUCUUUCUUACUUGCUCUUGAAAAAUAGUAGAAGUACAGCUUAAACUAGAGUUUAAAUGGUUUUGAUGUCUCAGUUUUAAUAGUCACCUAGUCUUUUUAGUUACCUAGUGCUGAGUCUUCAGCUCAUUUUUACAGUAUUGGUUGUCACUCCCAGAAAGUGCCUAAAGUUUAAUUUUCACAUAUGCCUUCCACAGUGUCCUUUACAUUUUCCUUUAAGAGAAUUUAUGUCAUUAAAGAGAAUUAAAUGUCAAGAGUUUUUUUUAACCCAAUUUUAGCUAUUUAAAUUUUUCUUCUACUGCUUAACUUUCAUUUUCAUUAAAAGAAUUGAAAACUGUGACCUUCAAAACAGAAAGGAUUGCAAAGAUUGAGUUAUCUAACUUGAUCCUUACCACCUAAGCUGUUUCGUAUGGAAUACAAUCAAUAUUGUUGUUAUAUUUUCAAAAUUGUUUCUGGGAAUUAAGUCUGCUGUUUUUAAAGGAAAGUUUCCUUGUGAGAGUAAUGAGCCCAUGAGGUCAUGUUCACAGGACUGUAUCUAUUCCAUCGAAAGCAAUAUGCAUUCUGGCUUCUGAUUAAAGGUAGCCAGGGGGACCAAUUGACCAGGGAUAAUCAAAGAGAAAAAUUAUGAGGGCAUCAUAAAAAUAAACUGAACAUUUUCUUUUAACUAAUAGUCCUUUAGACCGCUUAUCAAAAUUAUAGUGACAUAUACACAUACUAAGUGGAAAAUUACAAGUAGUGUUUGGAAUGCAGGAAGAUGUCCUUACAAAUGCUCAAAUCUUCAAGCAAAUUUUAAGACUUUAGUUAAAGACUAUUUUUCAGUUCAAGGAGCUGUGAUUUUGAAAAGUAGCCCUUUUCUCAGAAAUUCAGGGAUGCUGUAUCCUUUAUUAUAAGAAAUGAUUUUAAUCAUCUCUAUUGAAGGAUACCUCUUAGCUUUCUCACCUAAAACAUUCUUUUGGAUAGAAUUUCACAAAUGGAACAUAUGGGCCAGUGGUUGGUGGGUCCCUCUCCCUGAAUACUAAUUUUUGAACAUACUGAUCUGUGAUUUAAAUGUUUGGUUAUUUUUCUUUUAGAGCCAAGACACACAAAUUAAUGCAUUUUGAAAGGCAUCUUGUUUCUGUCUUGGUUCUCGUUUGCUAUACUUUGAUUAUUCACUCUUUAAAAACUUCAAAUAUAAAAUGUAUAUUCCAAUUAUUGAAUGUUUCAUCCAUCCCAAUAUGUGAACAUUCUCCUGUGAAUAAAUGUAUAUAUACUUUAUAUAGAUUGAGCUUUGUAGCUUGAAAUUUUUUCAGGAAGAAACUAUUUGAAUGCUAAAGAAUGUCUGUUCCUCAUUAUUUUUAUUUUUUUUUGUUUUUAAAAUUUUCUGAUCUCAAAUACACAAUUAUUUGGGGGUGAUCGCUCCAGUGAAAAAAUAUUCACAUUUGUGUUGAACCUUUCAUUUUACCACAUAUAGUUUUUAAAGAAUUUUUGCCAACAUCUGGCUUUCUUAGGACAUGUACAACCACCCUACCCCCAGCUGUGCAUCCACUUUUCCUCGUUUUUUAUGCGGGGGAGGGAGGCAGCCGCCAACCUUAAAAGCUGAUUUCUAGGUUCUUUAAAGGGUUAUGGGGGUAAAGGCAUUUCAUGAAACUUAAGUCCAUAUACAAAUGUGUAAACAAUAUCCUAAGAGAAACAUGUCUUCUUGUACUAUUAACUCAUUUUUUCUUUUUCUUUUUGCAGCAAAACAUUACUUCUUAGCAAAAGUCUAAACUAGUGAGAAAAAGUUCAUGCAGAUAAUGACCUUAAAACCUUUCCUUACUUUUUUUAAAGUUUUAAAUUAUAUCUUGGCUUUUGAUUCCGAUGUCCUUUCUGACUGCUUUGGUUUGAAUUAAGUUCUCAUUAGAACUGCAGUGCAUAUAACCUUCUGUAAGAAAGCAUUUCCUGGAAUGUGAAGCCCUGGUGCCAUUAGCUAUCCACGUGCAGAAACUUUAAUGUACCUGCAUUCCUUUUUUGUGCACUCUGUUAGGCUGGUUGUGACUAAAAUCAGCUUAACUUUUUAUAUUAGAUUAUUUCAUUAAUUGCUAUAGUCAAAAUAAUCAAAUCUUUGUAUGAGAAAAUUAUUUAAAUUUUAUUUUUCUACUGACAUUUCUAAUUCUGGUGUAAAUGUUUAUCAAUAAAGAAUUACUUUCAAUUCUUUGAACUGGAACUGUUAUUUCUUUUUCAGUGGUCAACAAGUUUAAUCUUUUGUAAUUAAGUUGUCUGACAUUUUUUUAAUAAAACUUAGUACUUAACACAUAUUUAACUAUUUCUAUUGUAUUUAACACAUGUUCAUUUCUAUUGUGUUUAACUUCCUGUUAAUUUACAGUAAAAUUCUUAUUCAAUGAUGUGAUUAAACUGUACUUAACAUGUAAA
Messenger RNA from Pteropus alecto (black flying fox), 4873 nucleotides. It is a transcript of the gene TMEM170A, whose product is annotated as transmembrane protein 170A. The coding region runs from base 1306 to 1605 and encodes 99 amino acids. Gene Ontology annotation, biological process: endoplasmic reticulum tubular network organization. NCBI's taxonomy places the organism in Eukaryota, Metazoa, Chordata, Mammalia, Chiroptera, Pteropodidae. The record is from RefSeq and is a predicted model, not a curated record. The transcript is spliced from 3 exons. Gene Ontology annotation, cellular component: endoplasmic reticulum membrane.